Messenger RNA from Oryzias melastigma (Indian medaka), 3694 nucleotides. It is a transcript of the gene tmem51a, whose product is annotated as transmembrane protein 51a. Bases 1015 to 1842 code for a protein of 275 amino acids. The record is from RefSeq and is a predicted model, not a curated record. NCBI's taxonomy places the organism in Eukaryota, Metazoa, Chordata, Actinopteri, Beloniformes, Adrianichthyidae. The transcript is spliced from 2 exons.
UAUUUUUUUAGCUCCAUAACGGGGAACAUCCUUAGGCUACACAGUUUCGUUUUGCUCCUCUAGCUUUCAAAACACUCGUGAGCAGUCGAGACAUUGAUGAAGGGAUUUAUCUGAAGCCAGCAGUUUCAGCUCCACUCUCUUGCCAUGCCUUACAUUCCGUAGUCGAGGGGGGGCUUGCCUCUCCCCUGAAGUGGACACAGUGAUGAGUUUGUUGGACUAAAAAAAAAAAAUACAUGUAUCUUUCUUCCUUUGUGACCUUCCUUGUGUGUUCACACCUACAAAAAAGCUUGAACUGGCUCACAUGAGAUCAUUAAAGUGCUAGAAAUAUGUUAGCUGUGUUCAUGUCAUGCCCACUGACUUUCAAGGAAACCUUUUCCUUCCUGCAGCGAUUACAUUUCCAGUAAUUGUCAUAAAUUAAUUCCUAAGCACUAUUGCUCUAUUUUUUCCCUUUUUUUGAGGAGAUAACAUCACACUCAAACAGCACAGGAUUGUGCAAUAUUUGUAAGGCUUUGCUUUCCAGUGGCCACAGCAGCUAAUAUGUAUUGUUUGAGUGUGUUGACAUUGGUGACUGUGCUGUGACAUAAGUGACUUUGAAAGGCGAGGCUGCUGUAAAUUUUUUACCUUGCAGCACACCUACUCGUGGAAGCCCUGGGUUUAUGCUACUUCUGCGAAUGUACUGUCAGGUUCAGAAAAAAAAGUGGGAGCUUGGACUCUUAUAAAGUACAACCUCUGACUAGCAUGUUCUCAGACAUUGUAAAGCUGUAGCAAGACAGAAGGAGCUGUCCUGUUCAGGUACAGCUCACAGGAGAUUUGGUUUCUUCUGAUUUGGAAAAGAUUAGAAACAACUGUGUUUGCCCUUACUAAGGAAAUGAAUAGGAGUUUUUUUUUUCUCUUGUUUUUUUAUGAUCUCUUCAGCUUUUUUUUUCUUUGUCUUGUUUCCCUUUAGAGUGCUUUUCCUUGUCUCAGUUUUGAUCUCACUACAACUGGUUGGACUAAAAGUUUGACACUAAGAAGAUGCGAUCCAGCGUGGAUGGACACCCGCAUACCCUUGGGAGUGGAGAGACUAACGGCAACAGUGGGAGCAGCAGCAGCAACAACAACAACAACAACAACAACCACCACCACGGUAGCAAUGAGAACAUUGGAAACUCAGGAUCCCAGUAUGCACUGUGUGCUUUGGGAGUUGGCCUCAUCGCCCUCAGUGUGGUGAUGAUCGUGUGGAGUGUGGUGCCUUCAGACGUAGCUUUUAAUAACAGCAGCUCCGGCUCAGGGGAAGGUGGCGUGAGCGAAGAGAAGCGGAAUAAAGCGUCCUCUGUGGCUUUUGUGCUGAUUGGCUCUGGGGUAGCUAUGCUGUUGCUGUCUCUGUGUCUGGGAAUGAGGAACAAGCGGCGGGCGCAGCUGAGGCUGCAGGAGGCCCAGAACCAAAGACAAGAGACAUCACGGGAGCAAGAGAGACAAAUUGCUGAGGAGCAAGCGCAACGCUAUGCAGUACCCACUUAUGAGGAGGCGGUCAGCAGCGGCCAGUACCCUGUCCGUCAGAGCAACUUCCGCCCGAGCACCUCUCAGCUGCCGUCCUAUGAAGACCUGGUCACGGUGGACGGCAUACGGUAUGAGAAUGAAGAAUCAGGAGUCAUAACUCCCACAACACAACCCGCCCCAGCCACUGCUGCCGCUCCAAACCACAGACCUGGGAAAACCAAUCGCACUCUGCUCCCUAUUAAGAUACGCAGGAUUAAGUCAGAGAAGCUGCCCAUGAAGAACGCUCCCUUGCCAACAACCGGAAGUAGCAUUGAACCGCUCACCCCACCACCACAGUAUGAGGAUAAAGUUCCUCCUCUUUGACAUCCUCCUGAUAGUGUUUUAAAUAACUGACUGACAUGUCCUGGAGUCCUUUGUGAUCAUCUUUUGUGGAUCUGGAUAUCCUUGGUGAUGUCGAGGCUCAUUCUUGCUUUCCUCUGCCUUUGAAGGAGCAUUUUUGUUCACCUUAAUUCCGACCACAGGACAGAGAAAGCUUCUCUUUUACUGCGGAAAGGACGGUGAAGCCGGAUCCCUCAGUGACGAUGACACAUCUGACUGUCGCACAUUGGAUUUUUAUGGAGAUUUCUCGUACUAUUCUAGGUCUUCAGUGCUCUGCAUACAGAUGGGAUGAUGGCAGAGGAGGUUGAGGACUUUGGUAUGGGCACUUAUGUCUUGCAUGAGCAUUUUAAGGUGGAUAUGAGAAGCCUUUCUAUUGUGAGAAAGUGUGAGAACAAAUGGAAGGUCUGAAGAUUGUGGAAUUAUGCUUUGUGCACUUGUUACCUGAAUAGAUUCUAAAAGCCACAAAAUAAACUUUAAACAAGUUAGCUUGAACAAACUUAGUUACUAAAUCACAGAACUCCUGCGGAUAUUAGACUGACUGAAUCAUAACCAGCAUCUUUACCAAAAAACCAUAAAACAUCCCAGUGUAUUAAUCAGUCACUUAAUUUAGUUUACACUUUUGCGUCUAUUUAUAACGUACAUGUGCUUUUUUUUACUUUUCUUUAUUUUUGCUUCAAAAGCUGCAAGAAAACCCAAAUCUUCACAUUGCAAAAUGCCAAAAGAAUUUAUGCAACUUUUUAAGGACAUUGUGUUAUAUCUAAAUGGAGUGAAUGUAAUUUAGAAAAAAGCGUGGGGCGUUUUUUUACCUUUCUAAUUUUUUUUAAACAAAAAACAAGCAAAAAUAACUGUCAUUAAAAAAGAAAUAAAUAAAUCUUGGUUUCCUAGGAAUAAUGCUUGCCAACUGAAGCUGUUGUGAUAUGUUUGCCCUCGUUGUUUUGCACCAAAGUGAGUGCCUUAUAACCGAAUGUUUCACAACACGUUUUCUACCGUCAUGUUCUUUUAGUCCAGUGUUGCUUCAGCAGCAGCAGAAGAAGGCAUGCGCGAGCACGCUGGAAGACUGAAUAGCUGGAAGCUUUUGCCAUGGAGUCAUGGUGAGCUGUGAAGACAUUGUGUCGUCUGCUUUUCUGGAGUUUUUUUUUAACCCCUGGAUACUCAACAGAAAGACUCUUUGUGCAGCUGCAACAUCAUAACAGCUUGUCCCGCUCACCAUUGCUGCAUCACUAGCUGUGGCGCUCACGUUGAAAGUAUGCAUUCACUGAAAGAGAGCACGGCCUGCUCCAGGCUUCAUUCAGGGGAACGGCUCGAGUUUACAUUACUUUUUUUUCUGUUCUCUAAUUUCGUAGAUAUGACCAGCUGAAGCCAAAACAGCAUCUUAUACCAAUUUGCACAAAUAAAGCUUUUUUUCUUUUUUUUUCAAAAACCACUUCUAAAGGUUGGAAGUUUAAAAAGUGCCAGCUGGUUGUUGUCGGUGGAGUUGAAGUAAAUCAGGAUUUCUUUGCCUUAAAAGUGUCUUAAAGCGAAUCUUUGUCCUGCUCUGUAAGCAGCGUACCUCAUUUACAAAUGAACAAUUUACUAAAAGACUAGUUUUAUAUCUGAUUAGUGAACGUUUUUUUUACAUGACCGAUUGAUAAUGUUUAGGAGUUACUGUUUUUUUUUUUAAGUUUCCUUCUUUUAUGGUUUUCUUUUAUGACUAAAAUUGUCUUGUUUUAUAAAUAUACUGUGAAAAUGUGCUUUUCUGUGAUGAUCUUUAUAUUAUUAUUGUUAUGAAGAGUCUUUGGUUUAACUUUAUGAAUGUUCAUGAAUAUUUUAUGAUAAAUAAAAGGGAAAAUUAAAGUUU